ACCCGCACAACACUAUUUGUUGUUGAGAGUUUCAAUAAAGUUAGUGUGUGAUUCAGUGCGAUCAGUUUUAGACUUUAAAACCUUCAAACUCUCAUUGUGUUCCUGUGGCUAAGUGUCGCUAAGUGGUUAAGUUUAGUUGAGACGAUUUAACCUCUGACCUGAUGGCGUUACCCAGGUCUGAGUGGGAGAAACUGAGAUCGUGGAGUCAACAGAUGACUGACGGCUACGACCACGUCAAGAUCAACAACUUCACGACGUCCUGGAGGAAUGGGCUGGCCUUCUGUGCCCUCAUACACAGGUUCAGGCCCGAGUUAAUUGACUACCAUUCGCUGACACCAGAAAACGUUUUCCAAAACUGUAAACUUGCCUUUGAGACAGCAGAGAAACACCUAAAGAUCCCAAUUUUCCUGAACGUUGAGGACAUGGCGAGGUUGAAGGUACCAGACAAGCUGAGCAUAGUGACGUAUGUGUCUGAGUACUACACCGUGCUGCAUCCCUUACCUCAGAAUGGCGGACCUGAUGUUCGUGCUUUCAACCCGGCCAUUGAAGUAAAGGGAAAUAACUCUUCAGCAACGGCUAGCACGAACAAAUACACAGGCAAGUUUGGCGAGACGUGUGUCCUGUGUAAAAGUAAAGUCUACCUACUGGAGCGACACAUUGUGGAGGGGAAGCUCUACCACAGAACGUGCUACAACUUCAGUGACAUGUCUAAAGCCAGUCUCGUCUACAAGAUAUGUACGCCCAAACUCGCCCGGGCGCAUAAAGUCAACAUAGAGGCUGCUCAACAAGCUGCUAUGGCAGGGGCAGAUGUGACAGCAGGACAAGAAACAGGACAAAAUGCUAUGGCUGGGUCAAAUGUUACAGCAGGACUAGGUACAGAAAACAAUACAAUAUCUGAGUCAGAGGUUACUGUAGUACCAGGUACAGAACAAAAUGUUAUUGCAGGGUCUGACGUCUGUGUAGAACCAGAUAGAGAAAACGGUGAAGGAUUAAUUCAAAGCGAACCUGAAAGUUUGACAGCUGACGUGGUAUCUGUGCCAACUGACGGGGUAUCUGUGCCAGCUAAUGGUGCCGUGUUAGGUACAGAUGUAGAAGAUCCCAACCAGUCGCAAAGCUUGACUGAUGCUAAGGCCUCAGGUGAUGAGUGUGAUAGUUCUAUGGUAGGUACAGAGAACAGUAGAGCGGCACAACAGAGCGAGAGAGAUGGUACAGCUGAUGUAGACUGUAAACCCACGGAUAAAACAGCAAGUGAAGGCAAUCAAUUACUUGUGUUAGAAUCUACGUCACAACAUAACGAUGUGACAGAACACAAUUACACAAAUUGUGACACUGUGUUAGUUAACAAAGACAACACAAAUAACUGCCAAAAGCCUGAGGAAGAUGUUCAAAAUGUGGAGAUGCUGAAGCCACAAUUAUCUAUACCUAUGGAUAUUGAAGAAAGUAUAGAAAAACAUGGACUAACCACCUUUGAUAAUAUCAACAUCAACGAACAGUUACUAAAACUGGACAUUUUGAGCGAGGAGAAGCCAACAAAAGAAAGAUCAGAUGAAGCCACAGCUACUAGGGAGACGUCUGAUUCAGACAAGCAAGCUGAUGAUGAUGUCUUCAUAACUGAUGGUAGCUCCAUUAGUGAGCGUACUGACAUGUGUGUUUUUCUAGAGACUAGCUCAGCCGCUAGUUUAGGCUACGAGCCCGUCAACACAGGGGAAGCCAAGCUAAGUAUGGACAAACAGAAAUCUUUACCCGAGCCAGCUAAUUUGGAGAAAAUUUACGAGGAGAUAGGAGCACAAGCUUCAAAACAGACUGUGAUUCCAGAUUCGGACCAAUUGAAAUCAAGAAAUCUGGAGCAGGAAUUGGUUGCAAAUUCCGAAAAGUUUGCCGCACUAGAGAAAAGAGGGAGAGAACUCGAGGAGUCAAUGGUAAACAUGGGGGACAACUCGGACGAUCAGCUCCUGGGGGAGUGGAUCCAGCUGGUCAGUGAGAAAAACAAACUGGUCAGGGAGGAGGCUGAGAUCAUUGACCUAUUAGCUUACAAGACAUUAGAAUAUAAUCAAGAAACAAUCGAUUCCAAAAUUCAGACCUGCUUAAGUAUUUCAGAUAACUUUGACGAUGUGGACAGUUUGAUCAAUGAAAAGAUAAAAGUAGUGGAACAACGGAGUCAGAUUGUGGAGAAGAUCGACGAGGACAGACUCAGAUACGAGAUGGAGGAUCAAAUUUUAAAAGCAAAGUUGAUGGAAGAAAACAAAGCAAAACUUCCAGUGAAUAAGAAAAUCAAGAAGAAAAUUUUGAAAAAAUUCAGGAAAUAAAACUGGAAGUACCGUCCGGAAACAUACUAUCUCAGCUUGUUGUGUUGGUCGUGGGUCAUACAGUCGUCACAUAAAGCCAUUGUUGUCCUACAGCUAUUACGUCACUUAAAGCCAUCAUUGUCCUACAGCCAUGGUGUCAACGUAAAGCCAUCAUUGUCAUACAGUCAUUGUGUCACUUAAAGCCAUCAUUGUCAUACAGUCAUUGUGUCACUUAAAGCCAUCAUUGUCAUACAGUCAUUGUGUCACUUAAAGCCAUCAUUGUCAUACAGUCAUUGUGUCACUUAAAGCCAUUAUGUCAUACAGUCAUUGUGUCACUUAAAGCCAUCAUUGUCAUACAGUCAUUGUGUCACUUAAAGCCAUCAUUGUCAUACAGUCAUUGUGUCACUUAAAGCCAUCAUUGUCAUACAGUCAUUGUGUCACUUAAAGCCAUCAUUGUCAUACAGUCAUUGUGUCACUUAAAGCCAUCAUUGUCAUACAGUCAUUGUGUCACUUAAAGCCAUCAUUGUCAUACAGUCAUUGUGUCACUUAAAGCCAUCAUUGUCAUACAGUCAUUGUGUCACUUAAAGCCAUAAUGGUCCUACUGAUACGAUGUAAUGUAAACGUUUUGGGAGCACAAUGUGUGGAUUCACGAAAAUGUUUGGAUUGUGGAACAUCAGUUUUCAUAGUGUUGUGUUGAAAAAAAAAAUGACUCAUCCAAACAUUAAUAUAGUACUUUGUUAACCGCUGAUUCAUUGUCAGUGAUGAGUAAUUUGUAUUUCACUGUAUAAAAUAGUUUGUAUUCCAAUUAUUUAAAAUUACAAUUUGAGUUUCAGAUAAAUGGUUACAAAAGUAGAGACAAAUUUGUUUCAAGUGAAAACAAUGAAUCAUGUAAUUAAUGAAGAUUUAGUAAGCUUUAAAUAAAAAAGAUAAAAAAAAACCAUAGCCUAGC
Physella acuta is the source of this 3234-nucleotide messenger RNA. RefSeq lists its product as uncharacterized. The record is from RefSeq and is a predicted model, not a curated record. Gene Ontology annotation, molecular function: protein binding. NCBI's taxonomy places the organism in Eukaryota, Metazoa, Mollusca, Gastropoda, Physidae.